Alexandromys fortis (reed vole) is the source of this 3014-nucleotide messenger RNA. It is a transcript of the gene Creb3l4, whose product is annotated as cAMP responsive element binding protein 3 like 4. Gene Ontology annotation, molecular function: DNA-binding transcription factor activity, RNA polymerase II-specific; RNA polymerase II cis-regulatory region sequence-specific DNA binding. Gene Ontology annotation, biological process: regulation of transcription by RNA polymerase II. The transcript has 10 exons. The record is from RefSeq and is a predicted model, not a curated record. Bases 80 to 1036 code for a protein of 318 amino acids. NCBI's taxonomy places the organism in Eukaryota, Metazoa, Chordata, Mammalia, Rodentia, Cricetidae. Gene Ontology annotation, cellular component: nucleus.
AGAAAAGGUGUAGUGUUUGGGACUUCAGCGGGCUAGGUUGGUUUGGCAGGGCAAAGCUCUCCGAACAAAACCCAGAAGCAUGGAGUCCGGGUGCCCUGAGUUGCUGGAGCCCCCAGAAGAUAUCUUCUCAACAGGAUCCUUCCUGGAGCUGGGGCUCGACUGUCCUCCGUCAAAGGGCCUUCAGAAGAGCGAACCUGACGAUCUCCUGAACCUCUUCAUUGAUCCCAAUAUGGUAUACUGCUCAGAAACAGCUCCUGGUAGUGACAGUGGUGUCUCUGAAGACCCUAGCUCCCCCGCCCCACAGGCGCCCGACUCCCCCGCCCUCUAUGAGGUUGUCUAUGAGGCAGGGGCCGUGCAGAGCACUCAGCAGGAAGCGGGGCCAGCCUUCGGACUCAUCUCCAUCCAGAUAGAGCAAUGGAGCUCUGCAUUCAUGGCGCCUGAGACCUGCACGGUCAGUGGGCUACCCUUUGAGGCUCAUAGACACAUCCUGCCUCGAGCCAGCACUGGAGCCCCAGCAGCUCCUGACACCCUGCUGUCCUGCCAACGUCUGUUCCUGACAGAUGAAGAGAAGCAUCUGUUGGGGCAAGAAGGGGUUUCUCUGCCCUCUCACCUGCCCCUUACUAAGGCAGAGGAACGAGUACUCAAGAAGGUCAGGAGGAAAAUCCGCAACAAGCAGUCAGCGCAGGACAGCCGACGGCGGAAGAAAGAAUACAUAGGCGGGCUGGAGAGCAGAGUGGCAGCCUGUUCUGCACAGAAUCAGGAACUACAGAGAAAAGUCCAGGAGCUGGAGAGGCAGAACACCUCCUUGGUGGCACAGGUCCAUCAGUUACAGAUGCUCACUGCUCAGACCUCCAGCAGAGCUGCCCAGACCAGUACCUGUGUUCUGCUUCAGCCCCUUCCAGGGUCAACCAGAAGGCAGACCGAAGGCUUACCAGCCUCAUGGAGUGAUUUCCAGAAAUAUCUUGACUCACAAGGACAUUACAGAAAGCCCAGAGAUUCCAGCGGUGAAGUCCCAACUGGAGGGGGGACUGCCUGAAGUCCCAGCUGCAAAUGGCUCUACGAAGACACAGUUAAAGCUGGGGACGAGGAACAGACCCAUUGGGCAGAUCAGAGGGACGCUGCAUGCGGAUGAGAUGUAAGCCUUUCCAAUCCCACAAGAACCCAGAAGCUUCCCCAACUCUUCCAUCUGGAAUUCCCGUUUAGGUGUCCAUACCCUGGAGUUCUAACUCAAGAUUCCACAGAUCCACAGAGGCCAGGCUGCUUAUAUGGCAGGGCUUCUCAUAUACUUCUCUCCUAUAUUUGUGAUUUCUUCUUUAGGGAUGGGACUAACGGGAAGCAAGUUUUGACUCAGAAAUAAACUUUCUAGCUAAAAUUCAAUCCCAGAAAAUUUUACUGCUUCAGACAAGUUCCUACUAUAGAGCCUAAACUGGUCUCAAACUCUGGUUCCCUCCCAAGCUAGUACAAGUAUGAAGGACCACAUUCAGCUUAGCUUUUUAUUACUGUAUAUAACUAUGAUAUGUAAGUAUUAUUUUAUGUAUAAUACUCGUGUGAAGGUCAGGGGCAACUUCUUUUUGGUUUUUCGAGACAGGGUGCUCACUGGAACUCUUAACAGAGACCCGCCUGCCUCUGCCUCCCGGUGCUGGGAUUAAAGCUGUGCACCAGCAUCUCCUGGCUCAUGGCAACUUUUUAGCUUUCUUUCCUCUCACUAUGCAGUCUAGGGAUCAAACUCAUGUCUUAGGCCUAUGAAACAAACACUUCUUGAAUUCGUUGUUUGGAGACAUUCUCUGUGUAGUUCUGGCUGUCUUAAAACUUGCUCUGUAGACCAGGCUGGCCUUGAACUCAAGAGAUCUGCCUGCCUCUGCCUCACAAGUGCCAGGACUAAAGAAGUGCCACUGUCAAAAUGUUUAUGUAUGUAUCUAUGUGCAUACGUGUGGGUGUCCAUAGAGGGCAAUGGAUCCCUGGAGCUGGCAGUUGUGAGCUCUGCCAGACACAAGUACUGGAACUAAACAAAAUCCUCUGGAAAAGCAGCAAGUUCUCUUAACUGCGGAGCCAUCUUUCCAGCCGCUGCACCAAGCACUCUAACACCUAAGCCACUUUACCAGCCCAGAAAUUUUAAAUAACAGUAAAUGAUUAAGACUGGGAAGAUGGCUCAGUGGUUAAGAACAUCUGUUGUUCAUGCAGAGGACCUGAGUUCCACUCCUACAGCCAUCUACAAUUACAGUUUAGGGGACCCGACAUCCUCUUCUGACCUGAGGGUACCAGGCAGACACAUGGUGCAUGCACACACAGGUAAACCAGUCCCAUAAAUAAAAUAUAAGAUAAUUAAGUCUAAAAAAAAAAUUAAGAGUAAAAGAAGGAAGAGAAUUGUUACCUGAUAAAUCAUCAUUCCCUACCACCACCUGGCUCAAAUUUUUUAAAAAUAUUUUAUUUCUUUAUUAUGCAUACAAUAUUCUGUCUGUGUGUAUGUAUGUCUGCAGGCCAGAAGAGGGCACCUGACCUCAUUACAGAUGGUUGUGAGCCACCAUGUGGUUGCCGGGAAUUGAACUCAGGACCUUUGGAAAAGCAGGCAAUGCUCUUAACCACUGAGCCAUCUCUCCAGCCCCUUCAAAUUAUUUUUUAAAAAAGACGUAUUCACUUUGGGGCUGAAGUGGUUCAGUGGUUAAGAGCACUUGUUGGACCAGUGUUCGAUGCCCUGUGCCGUGUGGCAGCACAGGACCUUUCCUGCCCUUCAAGGGCACUGACAGGCAGAGUGCACAAACAUACAUGCAGUCUCUUAUACACAUGGGGAAAUUUUUUAAAAAGAAAAGGAUUUAUUCGUUUUCCUGUGAAUAUCUGUCUAUUUCUGUAUGAGUUUGUGCACUGCUUGCCUGCAGGUACCCAGAGGCUGCAGUGCAUCAGAUCUCCUGAUGUUAGAAUUACAAGUGGAUGUAAAUCACCUGAUUGGGAUGCUAGCAAUGAAUCCAGAUGCUACGUUAAUCACUAAGCAAACUCACCAACCUCUUAAUUUUUUUGAG